GCCGUUUUCUUAUGAGGUCCUCUGGCGCUUUAUUCUCCUUUCAAUCCCAAAAUGUUCAGUGAAGGAAACCACGUCGCCAUAGCCAUCUAUAAAUGCUUCUCUCUCUCUUCCCGUUUUCUCUUUUCAACUCCAUUUCUUCAUCCACUGACCUACACAAAUUCACAAUGGGAUCGCCCUCCUCUCAGAUCAAUGCCUACCAUCUCUCCUUUAAGGUUCUCCUUAUUGGCGAUUCCGGCGUCGGCAAAAGCAGCCUUCUACACACCUUCAUUUCCGCCUCUCUCCACGAUCUUACUCCCACCAUUGGUGUGGAUUUCAAGAUCAAGCAACUUACGAUUGGUGGGAAGAGGUUGAAGCUGACUAUUUGGGAUACUGCUGGGCAAGAGAGGUUCAGAUCAUUAACUAGUUCAUACUACAGAGGUACACAAGGGAUCAUUCUUGUUUAUGAUGUGACUCGGAGAGAAACCUUUACAAACUUAUUGGAUGUAUGGGCAAAUGAAGUUGAGCUUUAUUUGACAGAUCAGGACUGUGUCAAGAUGCUCGUUGGAAACAAAGUUGACAGAGAAUCUGAAAGGGCUGUAAGCAGAGAAGAUGGGAUUGCACUAGCCAACAAGCUUGGAUCUUUGUUUCUUGAGUGCAGUGCUAAAACCAGAGAAAAUGUAGAGAAAUGUUUUGAAGAACUUGCAGUUAAGUUUAAGACAAGCCAGGAGGGGACAAUUCCCCUCUCCCCUUCCUUCUUUGCUUCUUCGCUUCGCCCUCGAUCAAUUCUAGAUUAUGGAGGUUCCCAGUUUCUUGGAGGAAAGAUCCACUAUGUUAAAGAGGAACAUUUUAAGGCAAAAGCAGGAAAGUCAAGCUCAACAUAGUGGUGGUUGUUGCUCUUAGGAGGCAACUUAUAUAAAAAUCACAUCAUUGUAUAUGUAAAUUUCUUCUCUUACACUUGCUUUCUCCCAUUCAGUUGUAAGUUAUUAUUUGUGCUGUCUGAAAGGGAAAAAAAACUCACAUAAUUACAUUGAUUUGCUUUGUGUAGAGAGCUAAAUUCCUUUUUUGGGUCCAAAAAUAAGGUAAAAAUAUGUAAAGUCUUGCAAAGUUGCUCCUCACUUAAACUCAUAGUCUAAACUAUGAUGGACACUAGGGAUGAAGGUCUAUCAGUGUGGUAGGAUAAGACCAUUAGUAUAAUUCUACAUUUUAUUU
Molecule: messenger RNA, 1188 nt
Organism: Benincasa hispida (wax gourd)
Lineage: Eukaryota; Viridiplantae; Streptophyta; Magnoliopsida; Cucurbitales; Cucurbitaceae
Product: ras-related protein RABC2a-like
Molecular function (GO): GTP binding; GTPase activity
Source: RefSeq, a predicted model, not a curated record